Messenger RNA from Thlaspi arvense, 519 nucleotides. NCBI's taxonomy places the organism in Eukaryota, Viridiplantae, Streptophyta, Magnoliopsida, Brassicales, Brassicaceae. The record is from the annotation of a GenBank genome assembly.
AUGGUGAACCCUAAAGUUUUCUUCGACAUGACCGUCGGCGGCGCACCAGCCGGUAGGAUCGUGAUGGAGCUUUACGCCGACACGACCCCAUUGACGGCGGAUAAUUUCCGUGCUCUCUGCACCGGAGAGAAAGGAAUCGGAAAGUCCGGGAAGCCACUCCACUACAAGGGAUCGGCCUUCCACCGUGUGAUCCCUAAAUUCAUGUGCCAAGGAGGAGAUUUCACCGCCGGGAACGGAACCGGAGGCGAGUCGAUCUACGGCAUGAAGUUUAAGGACGAGAACUUUACCAGGAAGCAUACCGGUCCAGGUAUCCUCUCCAUGGCUAACGCUGGUGCCAACACCAACGGAUCUCAGUUUUUCAUCUGUACUGAGAAGACGGAGUGGCUCAAUGGUAAGCACGUCGUCUUCGGCCAAGUCGUUGAAGGUAUGGAAGUGGUUAGGAACAUUGAGAAGGUUGGAUCUGACAGUGGGAAGACUAAACAGCCUGUGGUGAUCGCUGAUUGUGGUCAGCUUUCUUAG